GUAACAGUUCCCCCACCCUCACCGUCCUGCCACCCUCUAGUGAGGAGCUGUCCAGUACAACAACAGCCACACUGAUGUGUCUGGCCAACAAGGGCUUCCCCUCAGACUGGACCAUGAGCUGGAAAGUGGACGGGACCAGCAAGAAGCAGGAGGCCAGUCCCGGGGUCCAGGAGAAGGACGGCCUGUACAGCUGGAGCAGCACACUGACUCUCACUGCCCAGGAGUGGACCAAGGCAGGAGAGGUGACCUGUGAAGCCCAGCAGAAAUCCCAGACUCCAGUCACAAAGACCCUGAGGAGGGCUGACUGUUCUGGGUAGGACCCCUCAGUCACACCUCUGUGGAGAACAAAGCAGAGGAACAAGGAUGCUUGUUCCUCUGCUUUGACUUGCUUUUUUCUAAAAUCAGUCGUUCUCUGAUUUAGUGAUCACUCUGGUGUGGACUAACAGGGGGCUAGGCUUGAGUUCAUGUGUCAAUCCAUUCUGUAGAUUGAGAUUUUGUUUUUUUUAGAUUUAAUGUGAUCUGCUUUUAUUCACUAUCAUGUUUGCUUUGAUGCUUCGAUUUUGUGAUAAUGGAUUUAAAUAAAGAUUUCUUUUUGGAAUGCAUAUUUUUGUUGUUUUUAUUAAUAAACUGGAUCAUAGAUACUGUAUAUUUGCAAUAUUCUGGAAAAAUAUGUAUUCAGUAAGGCUGAUUAAUGGUGUCUUUAAAAACUGUCAAGUCUAAAACUCACUCUAACAUCAUAAUUGACCAGUAUUUUAUACUAUCACAAUAUACUAUGAUAUAAUACAAGAGUUUCUGCCAUGGUAGUAGUUGACUGUCUUCAUUCAUAAGGAUACUGAGUCUGUGUCAGACAUGUUUGACUUGACAGACUUUACAGUAAUAAAAGAAGAACUAUCAAACAGUCAACCGAUAUCUUGGACUCUCACGUGUGUUAUAGGCUGUGAUUCGACGCUAAAUAUAUAUAUUUUUAAAUUACAAAUAUUACAAGUGGUACUACUUCAAGAUGUAGCAGUGUUUCCCAAACUCGGUCCUCGGGACCCCAAGGGGUGCACAUUUAGUUUUUUACCCUAACACUACACAGCUGUUUCAAAUUAUCAAAGCUCGAAUGAUUAGCUUAUAAUUUUUUAUCAGCUGUGUAAACCUAGAGCAAAAACCAAAACGUGCACCCCUUGGGGUCCAGAGGACCGAGUUUGGGAAACGCUGCUAUAUAGUGUAGUGACAGUCUUCUCUACCUCCAACCCCCUGGGAACAGAGUGAACAUCUGGUGACAGUGCUGCUCUAUUCUGGGACAAGCAGAACCACCCAGCCCUGUCUAUGCAAAUCUCAGUUUCACUCCCACAGAUACCAGUCUAGUAGUUGAACAGUUUCACUGCCUGUAAUACCCUGGACUGGGCCAGAUGUGAGGGAGUGGACUGGUCUUAACCUCUAUGGUGGAUUCAGGGAGGGACUCAUAACAGAUAUGCUACCAUGUAAUUAAUUACAGAUAAAAUGGAUAUUAUACUUUACAUAGAUAGUGUAUGUAGUGUACAUGUGUCUCAUGUUUGAAUCCAGCAUCAUGUCUCAUUCACAGAUCUAACAGUCAGUAACCUGCUCAUGAAAACAGUUAAUAUAACGGUAGAAGAUCACAAUUUAAAUCAGACAUUUGGUUGAGGUCCAUUUUGGGACUUGUUUUGGGGGGCAGAAGUGAUUGUAACUUGGAAGUAAUGUUGAGGUCAGAACACCUUUUGUUUUACAUCUGUAGAUCUUGCUUUAAAUAUUGACAGGUAAUGUGUUUCAAAACUUCAAAUAAAUGUUAUACACACUUAAAGGCCAUGACAAAUAUAAGAAGUUAAAACCAUGAUGAUGAUGUUAAUGAUGAUGAUGAUGGUCAUGUGAACUGAACGAUUGCUUUCUAACCAUAUUGUCACAUGUCACAGUUGACCUCAUCUAGUGUUCCAUGUCACUGUCUCUUCCCCCACAGCACCUGCAGUAGGUCCCAGCUGUAGCAGUACAGUCACUGUGCAGUCUGACUGAGGGAGGUUUUUGUAUGGCUCUAUAUCACUGUGUGAACACAUAUUUACUAUUAAUGUAGUGUUCACUCUGACAGUAGUAAUCUCCUGCAUCUUCAGCCUGGACUCAUUUUUAUUUACAUUUACAUCAUUUAGCAGACGCUCUUAUCCAGAGUGACUUACAAAUUGGUGCAUUCACCUUAUAGCCAGUGGGAUAACCACUUUACAAUAUGUUUUUUUUUAUUUCUUUGGGGUGGGGUAAGGGGGGGUAGAAGGAUUACUUUAUCCUAUCCCAGGUAUUCCUUAAAGAGGUGGGGUUUCAAGUGUCUCCGGAAGGUGGUGAGUGACUCCGCUGUCCUGGUGUCGUGAGGGAGCUUGUUCCACCAUUGGGGUGCCAGAGCAGCGAACAGUUUUGACUGGGCUGAGCGGGAACUGUGCUUCCGCAGAGGUAGGGGGGCCAGCAGGCCAGAGGUGGAUGAACGCAAUGCCCUCGUUUGGGUGUAGGGACUGAUCAGAGCCUGAAGGUACGGAGGUGCCGUUCCCCUCACAGCUCCAUAGGCAAGCACCAUGGUCUUGUAACAGAUGCGAGCUUCAACUGGAAGCCAGUGGAGUGCGCGGAGGAGCAGGGUGACGUGAGAGAACUUGGGAAGGUUGAACACCAGACGGGCUGCGGCAUUCUGGAUGAGUUGUAGGGGUUUAAUGGCACAGGCAGGGAGCCCAGCCAACAGCGAGUUGCAGUAAUCCAGACGGGAGAUGACAAGUGCCUGGAUUAGGACCUGUGCCGCUUCCUGUGUAAGGCAGGGUCGUACUCUCCGAAUGUUGUAGAGCAUGAACCUACAGGAUCGGCUCACCGCCUUGAUGUUAGUGGAGAACGACAGGGUGUUGCCAAGGCUCUUUGCACUCUGGGAGGAGGACACAACGGAGUUGUCAACCGUGAUGGUGAGAUCAUGGAACGGGCAGUCCUUCCCCGGGAGGAAGAGCAGCUCAGUCUUGCCGAGGUUCAGCUUGAGGUGGUGAUCCGUCAUCCACACUGAUAUGUCUGCCAGACAUGCAGAGAUGCGAUUCGCCACCUGGUUAUCAGAAGGGGGAAAGGAGAAGAUUAGUUGUGUGUCGUCUGCGUAGCAAUGAUAGGAGAGGCCAUGUGAGGACAUGACAGAGCCAAGUGACUUGGUGAUUAGCGAGAAUAGGAGAGGGCCUAGAACUGAGCCCUGGGGGACACCAGUGGUGAGAGCACGUGGUGCGGAGACAGAUUCUCGCCACCCCACUUGGUAGGAGCGACCUGUCAGGUAGGACGCAAUCCAAGAGUGAGCCAUCGCCGGAGAUGCCCAACUCGGAGAGGGUGGAGAGGAGGAUCUGAUGAUUCACAGUAUCAAAGGCAGCAGACAGGUCUAGAAGGACAAGAGCAGAGGAGAGAGAGUUAGCUUUAGCAGUGCGGAGAGCCUCCGUGACACAGAGAAGAGCAGUCUCAGUUGAAUGACCAGUCUUGAAACCUGACUGGUUUGGAUCAAGAAGGUCAUUCUGAGAGAGAUAGUAAGAGAGUUGGCUAAAGACGGCACGCUCAAGAGUUUUGGAGAUAAAAUAAAGAAGGGAUACUGGUCUGUAGUUGUUGACAUCGGAGUGAUCGAGUGUAGGUUUUUUGAGAAGGGGUGCAACUCUCGCUCUCUUGAAGACGGAAGGGACAUAGCCAGCGGUCAAGGAUGAGUUGAUGAGCGAGGUGAGGUAAGGGAGAAAGUUUCCGGAAAUGGUCUGGAGAAGAGAGGAGGGGAUAGGGUCAAGCGGGCAGGUAAUUCGGCGGCCGGCCGUCACAAGUCGCAAGAUUUCAUCUGGAGAGAGAGGGGAGAAAUAAGUCAAAGCAUAGGGUAGGGCAGUGUGAGCAGGACCAGCAGUGUCAUUUGACUUAACAAACGAGGAUCAGAUGUCGUCAACCUUCUUUUCAAAAUGGUUGACGAAGUCAUCCACAGAGAGGGAGGAGGGGGGGGGAUGGGGAGGAGGUUUCAGCAGGGAGGAGAAGGUGGCAAAGAGCUUCCUAGGGUUAGAGGCAGAUGCUUGGAAUUUAGAGUGGUAGAAAGUGGCUUUAGCAGCAGAAACAGAGGAAGAAAAUGUAGAGAGGAGGGAGUGAAAAGACGCCAGGUCCACAGGGAGUCUAGUUUUCCUCAAUUUCCGCUCGGCUGCCCGGAGCCCUGUUCUGUGAGCUCGUAAUGAGUCGUCAAGUCACGGAGCAGGAGGGGAGGACCGAGCCAGCCGGGAGGAUAGGGGACAUAGAGAGUCAAAGGAUGCAGAAAGGGAGGAGAGGAGGGUUGAGGAGGCAGAAUCAGGAGAUUGGAGGGAGAAGGAUUGAGCAGAGGGAAGAAAAUGAUGGUAGGAUGGAAGAGGAGAGAGUAGCGGGAGAGAGAGAACGAAGGUUGCAACGGCGCAUUACCAUCUGAGUAGGGGCAGAGUGAGUAGUGUUGGAGGAGAGCGAGAGAGAAAAGGAUACAAAGUAGUGGUCGGAGACAUGGAGGGGAGUUGCAGUGAGAUUAGUAGAAGAACAGCAUCUAGUAAAGAUGAGGUCAAGCGUAUUGCCUGCCUUGUGAGUAGGGGGGACGGUGAGAGGGUGAGGUCAAAAGAGGAGAGGAGUGGAAUGAAGGAGGCAGAGAGAAAUGAGUCAAAGGUAGAUGUAGGGAGGUUAAAGUCACCCAGAACUGUGAGGGGUGAGCCAUCCUCAGGAAAGGAACUUGUCAAGCUCAUUGAUGAACUCUCCAAGGGAACCUGGAGGGCGAUAAAUGAUAAGGAUGUUAAGCUUGAAUGGGCUAGUGACUGUGACAGCAUGGAAUUCAAAUGAGGAGAUAGACAGAUGGGUUAGGGGAAAAAUUGAGAAUGUCCACUUGGGAGAGAUGAGGAUUCCUGUGCCACCACCCCGCUGACCAGAUGCUCUCGGGUAUGCGAGAACACAUGGUCAGACGAGGAGAGAGCAUUAGGAGUAGCAGUGUUUUCAGUGGUAAUCCAUGUUUCCGUCAGCGCCAAGAAGUCGAGGGACUGGAGGGUAGCAUAGGCUGAGAUGAACUCUGCCUUGUUGGCCGCAGAACGGCAGUUCCAGAGGCUGCCGGAGACCUGGAACUCCACGUGGGUUGUGCGUGCAGGGACCACCAGGUUAGAGUGGUAGCAGCCACGCGGUGUGAGGCGUUUGUAUAGCCUGUGCGGAGAGGAGAGAACAUGGAUAAACAGACGCAUAGUUGACAGGCUACAUAAAAUGGCUACAAUAAUGCAAAGGAGAUCGGAAUGAAAUGAACUAAACAUCUGGGAAAGCGAGAGAGUGGGGCCUCCCUCACUUACGUUUCACUGAAACACCCAAAUAUAACUCUCCCAACUUCCACCUCAGAAACUAUAAUUGUUGUAAACUACAGCGGUUCAAUGUUUUCUAGGAAUAGACUAACUUAGUUUGGACUCCACUGAUGGUCAGAGUGAAGUUACUCCCAGAUCCACUGCCACUGAAUCUAGAUGGAGUCCCAGACUGAAUGGUUUUAGCCAAGUAUAUUAGGAGUUUAGGAGCUCCUCCAGGUUUCUGUUGGUACCAGGCCAACCACUGUCCAUUGCUGUCACAGUCAAAUAUUUUACCUUGAAUCCAGAGGGCAAAUAUCCAGAUAAAGAUGGUGAUAAAAGUAAUGGUUGUUGUGGAGUCUGUUGUCAUGAAGGACAGCUCUCAGUCAUGAAGUGUUAAACUCACAGGGAUAUCAACACUCCCAGACCACUGAAGCAUGUGCUGCCAAUGCAAAGUAUCCUCUCUAUGCAAAUGGGACUCCUGGAGCAAGGCAGAUAACGUAUGCCUCAUUUGGUAAUAUAUGGGAUACACACUGAGUGUCCAAGACAUUAGGAACGCCUUCCUAAUAUUGAGUUCCACCCCCAAUUUUGCCCUCAGAGCAGACUCAAUUUGUCGGGUCAUGGACUCUAUAAGGUGUCGAAAGUGUUCCUUCCACAGGGAUGCUGGCCCAUGUUGACUCCUAUGCUUCCCACAGCCAUGAAGGGAUGCACCUGAUUGGCAAUUUAAACGUUGCUCCACUUUUAUCAAGGGCCCAAUGUGUGCCAUGAAAACACGCCCCACACUACCACACCACCAACGUUGACACACAGCUUUUUGGAUGCAUGUACUCAUGUGGUUUUGUCCAUACCCUAGUCCUCCCAUCAGCGUGAAACAGCAGGAACAGGGAUUCAUCAGAUCAAGCAAUAUUUUUCCAAUUCUCCAGUGUCCAGUAUUUCCGUUCCAUAGCCCACUGCAAACUCAGUUUCUUGUUUUUUUGCUGAAAGAAGUGUAACUUUGUAAGGAUGUCGGCUGCCAUACCCCAUUCGUGUCAAGGUACGAUGAGUUGUGCAUUCUUUUAUGGGUCUUUGGUCACAAAUGUUGUACUAGUCUGUCAGUUGACUAACUGUAGCCCGUCUGUUGCUCUGCACAAUUCAUGUCAGGCUCCUUUGUCCUCUUCCAUCAAUUACCCGUUUUCGACCACUGGCCUGCCGUUGGCUGAAUGUCCUUUGGGUGGUGGACCAUUCUUGAUACACAUGGGAAACUGUUGACUGUGAAAAACCCAGCAGCGUUGCAGUUCUUGACACACAAACCGGUGCGCCUGGCACCUAGUACCAUACCCCGUUAAAAGGCACUUCAACAUCUACACUGAUUGAAGUGGAUUUAUCAAGUGACAUCAAUAAGCGAUCACAGCUUUCACCUGGAUUCAACUUGUCAGUAUGUCAUGGAAUGUUCCUAAUGUUUUGUGCACUCAGUGUAUAUCAUCCAUUGUGUGACUGUUUUCAUUUUGAGGUGUUGGUCGGUCAAAUAAUAAAGGGAACCUAUAAAACUCUAGACUGUAGUCCUCGACACCAACACUGGUCUAGUCCUCAACACUAUCAUUGGUCUAGUCCCGAACACUAUCACUGGUCUAGUCCCUAACACUAGCACUGGUCUAGUCCUCAACACUAUCACUGGUCUAGUCCUGAACACUAUCACUGGUCUAGUCCUCAACACUAUCACUGGUCUAGUCCUCAACACUAUCACUGGUCUAGUCCUGAACACUAUCACUGUUCUAGUCCCUAACACUAUCACUGGUCUAGUCAUGAACACUAUCACUGGUCUAGUCACUCAACACUAUACUGUUUCUAGUCCCUAAACACUUUCACUUGUUAGUCCGUGAACACUAUCACAAGGUUAUUGUCCUCAGACACACUGGUCUAGUCAUCAACACUAUCACUGUCAGUCCUGAACACAUCCCUUUGUAUAGUCAUGAUGAACAUAUCAUAUUGGUCUUAGUCUGAACACUAUACUGGUCUAGUCCUCAAUCACUAUACUGGUCUAUCCUCAGUACUAUCACUCUGGUAUAGCUCUACACUAUCACUGGUAUCCUCAAAACACGAUCACUGGUCUAAUCAUCGGUACUAUCACUGGUCUAGUCCUGAACAACUAGUCACUGGUCAGUCCUCAACAACUAUCAUUGGUCUAGUCCUCAGUACUAAUCACUGAUCUAGUUCUCAACACUAUCACUGGUCUAGUCCCUACAUAUACUAUUCAUGGGUAUAUCCGUCAGUACUAUCAUGGUCUUAGUUCCUCAGUAGCGAUCACUGGUCUAGUCCUCGUUAUCACUGAUCUAGUCCUCAACACUAUCACUGGUCUAGUCCUCAACACUAUCACUGGUCUAGUCCUCAACACUAUCACUGGUCUAGUCCUGAACACUAUCACUGGUCUAGUCCUCAGUACUAUCACUGGUCUAGUCCUGAACACUCUCUCUGGUCUAGUCCUCAGUACUAUCACUGGUCUAGUCCUCAACACUAUCACUGGUCUAGUCCCUAACACUAUCGCUGGUCUAGUCCUCAACACUAUCACUGGUCUAGUCCUCCUCCACAGCACCUGCAGCUAAGACUGUCUGAGAGUGGUCUGAGUGGGAGAGGGGAAAAAGGAAAAAUAGCUGUUAUUGGCAGAGAGAUUUGGAACUCUCUUUGUUAUUGGUCUAUUAACUAAUUUGCUACAUGGUAAUGUCACCAUGGAAAGCCGAACCUCCCUCAAAUGCAAACGUGCUAAUUAGAAGGUCCUAUGUACAGUACAUCAUAUUUUCAACUAGGAACAAUCAUGAAAUAACACUGAUCCAUUUUUUUCAUACUUUUACAGUGUUAGUUUCAUCAGCUGUUGUACAAUAUUAUAUAAAACACAAGAAAAACUGAAUUUUGACUGCACAGAGCCUUUAAUGGAUUACUGGUGGUUUUACAGCAGUGGAGAGUAACUGCAGUAUGUGACCUGAAAGGACAGCUUUCACUGCAGGAUCUGAGUCAUAGUGAUCUGCCCUCGGGAUACUGAGAAAAUAAUAACACAUUGUCAAGAUCAGAUUCCAUUUAAGAUCAGUUUUCUUUAACAUAAUAUGCUUUAGAAUUCAACAGCAACUUCAACUUGAAAGCAAAUGACAAGCAUCAAGAUGAAGGGGUCUAUUCAAUCCGUAUUGCUGAAGUUCAGCGUUAAGCGUGAUUGGAAUUUAAAGGCAAUGUUCCUGUGUUAGCGGAGACUGCAUUCACGGUAAACGCUGCAUAUGGGGUGGCAGGUAGCCUAGCGGUUAAGAGGUCGCUAGUUCGAAUCCCUGAGCCUACUAGGUGAAAAGUCUGUCGAUGUGCCCUUUAGUAAGGCCCUUAUUGCUCCUGUAAGUCCCUCUGGAUAAGAACAUCUGCUAAGUGAAGUAAAUGUAAUAUGUCAGCUCAAUCAAAAAUUAUCUUGACAUUUCUAUCCGGCAAUCUGUAACACUUCAACGAUACAGCUUUUAUUUCAGAUGAAGGGCUCUAUUCAAUCCGUAUUGCUGAAGUUCAGCGCUAAAGCCCAAUUGAAAUGUAAAGGCUUCAGCGAUACAGAUUGAAUACAGCCCUAACUGUCACUUCACUCAUGCUUGGACUCUUAUGAAAGUUUCUCAAAUCAGUUACUGAACAUUUCUCUAACAUUUUAGGGUUUGUUAUAUACCUUUCUAUUUUAUAAUAAAACUAUAAUGUUUUUCAUUUAAUCAAAAAACGAUUUCAAAUGAAGAAUAUAACAUUAUAUUAGGCCAGUAUUCCUAUGUGCUCAUGAUUUAAACCACAGUCUAAAAAAAUUAAGUAUUCAGCUUGCCCAAUGGUCAGGAGGUUUUUGUACCAGCAGUUAUAGGGAUUGUAUCACUGUGGUACACUUUUGGCAGAGGCACCAGACUUGAUGUUGGAAGUAAGUUUCUUGAUGUUUGUCUGAUUCCAUUAAUUUUCUUAAACUCUUUAAUCUCUAUUAAAACAUUUAGAUUUGAGAUAAUUUACUUUCCAAAAAUAUUGUUAUAUAUUGAUUUUGAAAGAGCCUUCUUUCAACAGUUUAUUUAAUCAAAAUGUUAAAUUGCGGGAAUUUUUUUGUAUGUUUUAUUUGUAUGAUUGCAGACUAUAUAACUCUUAUUCUGGUAUGAUAACUAUAAUAUUUGUUAUUGUAGUCAUCAGUGCAUUGUGUUCAUGAUAGCCACAAAGGGUCUCUGUUAUGUUUGUAUCCAACCUCUUGGAUUCUGCAAAAUACUACAAAUAUGAGUAUUCUGAUGAGAAACGAUCCUAAAAAAAUAUAUGUAUGACAAAGUAAUGCUAAAGUUAAACACGUCAUACUUGUAUGCUUUCUGCUUGUAUACUUUAUACUUUAAUCUGCUUUCAUAUCACACUAAUGUUUGUGUUUUCUUCACGUCUUUUAGCAAUCUAAUCUAAGUUUUAGAAGUAAUUUCCAAAGUACUUUGUUUUGAUGUAGUUGAUAUAUUCUGUUUGUUCCAGGUAACAGUUCCCCAACCCGUCCUGCCCCCCUCUAGUGAGGAGCUGUCCAGUAAGUCAACAGCCACGCUGAUGUGUCUGGCCAACAAGGGCUUCCCCUCAGACUGGACCAUGAGCUGGAAAGUGGACGGGACCAGCAAGAAGCAGGAGGUCAGUCCCGGGGUCCUGGAGAAGGACGGCCUGUACAGCUGGAGCAGCACACUGACUCUCACUGCCCAGGAGUGGACCAAGGCAGGAGAGGUGACCUGUGAAGCCCAGCAGAAAUCCCAGACUCCAGUCACCAAGACCCUGAGGAGGGCUGACUGUUCUGGGUAGGACCCCUCAGUCACACACCCCUGUGGAGAGAGGAUGCUGGUUCCUCUGCUUUGACUAGCUUUGCUCUAAAAUCAGUAAUUCUCUGAUUUAGAGAUCACUCUGGUGUGGACUAACAGGGGGCUUGGCUUGAGUUCAUGUGUCAAUCCAUUCUGUAGAUUGAGAUUGUGUUCGUUUUAGAUUUGAUGUGAUCUGCUUUUAUUCACUAUCAUGUUUGCUUUGAUGCUUCGAUUGUGUGAUAAUGGAUUAAAAUAAAUAUUUCUUUUUGAAAUGCAUAUUUUUGUUGUUUCUAUUAAUAAACAGUAUCAUAGAUACUGUAUAUUUGUAAUAUUCUGGAAAAAUAUGUAUUCAGUAAGGCUGAUUAAUGGUGUCUUUAAAAACUGUCAAGUCUAAAACUCACUCUAACAUCAUAAUGGACCAGUAUUUAAUACUAUCACAAUAUAUUAUGAUAUAAUAGAAGAGGUUCUGCCAUGGUAGUAGUUCACUGUCUUCAUUCAUCAGGAUACUGAGUCUGUGUCAGACCUGUUUGACUUGACAGACUUUACAGUAAUAAAAUAAUAACUAUCAAACAGUCAACCGAUAUCUUGGACUCUCACGUGUGUUGUAGGCUGUGAUUCGACGCUAAAUAUAUAUAUAUUUUUAAAUUACAAAUAUUACAAGUGGUACUACUUCAAGAUGUAGCAGUGUUUCCCAAACUCGGUCCUCGGGACCCCAAGGGGUGCACAUUUAGUUUUUUACCCUAACACUACACAGCUGAUUCAAAUUAUCAAAGCUCGAAUGAUUAGCUUAUAAUUUUUUAUCAGCUGUGUAAACCUAGGGCAAAAACCAAAACGUGCACCCCUUGGGGUCCAGAGGACCGAGUUUUGGAAACGCUGCUAUAUAGUGUAGUGACAGUCUUCUCUACCUCCAACCCCCUGGGAACAGAGUGAACAUCUGGUGACAGUGCUGCUCUAUUCUGGGACAAGCAGAACCACCCACACUCCCUCACAUCUUGCCCUGUCUAUGCAAAUCUCAGUUUCACUCCCACAGAUACCAGUCUAGUAGUUGAACAGUUUCACUGCCUGUAAUAUCCUGGACUGGGCCAGAUGUGAGGGAGUGGACUGGUCUUAACCUCUAUGGUGGAUUCAGGGAGGGACUCAUAACAGAUAUGCCACCAUGUAAUUAAUUACAGAUAAAAUGGAUAUUAUACUUUACAUAGAUAGUGUAUGUAGUGUACAUGUGUCUCAUGUUUGAAUCCAGCAUCAUGUCUCAUUCACAGAUCUAACAGUCAGUAACCUGCUCAUGAAAACAGUUAAUAUAACGGUAGAAGAUCACAAUUUAAAUCAGACAUUUGGUUGAGGUCCAUUUUGGGACUUGUUUUGGGGGGCUGAAGUGAUUGUAACUUUGAAGUAAUGUUGAGGUCAGAAUACCUUUUGUUUUACAUCUGUAGAUCUUGCUUUACAUAUUGACAGGUAAUGUGUUUCAAAACUUCAAAUAAAUGUUAUACACACUUAAAGGCCAUGACAAAUAUAACAAGUUAAAACCAUGAUGAUGAUGUUAAUGAUGAUGAUGAUGGUCAUGUGAACUGAACGAUUGCUUUCUAACCAUAUUGUCACAUGUCACAGUUGACCUCAUCUAGUGUUCCAUGUCACUGUCUCCUCCCCUCAGCACCUGCAGUAGGUCCCAGCUGUAGCAGUACAGUCACUGUGCAGUCUGACUGAGGGAGGUUUUUGUACAGCUCUGUAUCACUGUGUGAACACCCAGACACUAUUGGGAUAGUGUAAACUCUGACAGUAGUAAUCUCCUGCAUCUUCAGCCUGGACUCCACUGAUGGUCAGAGUGAAGUCACUCCCAGAUCCACUGCCACUGAAUCUAGAUGGAGUCCCAGACUGAAUGGUUUUAGCCAAGUAUAUUAGGAGUUUAGGAGCUCCUCCAGGUUUCUGUUGGUACCAGGCCAACGACUGUCCAUUGCUGUCACUGAAUACAGCACUGCUGGUCUUACAGCUCAGACUGACUGAGUGACCCACUGAAACAGUUUUCACUGCAGGAGUCUGAGUCACAGUGACCUGGCCUCUGGAUUCUGAAACAGAGAUUGCAUGUAGAAUUAGCAUUCAAUUGUUUAUUAAUUUGUCCAUAUAGCAUAUUCACUAAAACUGUAAUGAGGUUAUAUAUUUAUUGCUAUGAUCCGGGUCAUUUUCUGUCAAAUAUUUUACCUUGAAUCCAGAGGGCAAAUAUCCAGAUAAAGAUGGUGAUAAAAGUCAUGGUUGUUGUGGGUUCUGUUUUCAUGAAGGACAGCUCUCAGUCAUGAAGUGUAAACUCAUAGGGAUAUAAACACUCCCAGACCUCUGAAGCAUGUGCUGUCUAUGCAAAGUGUCCUCUCUAUGCAAAUGGGCCUCCUGGAGCAAGGCAGAUAACGUAUGCCUCAUUUGGUAAUGUAUGGGAUAUACACUGAGUGUCCAAGAUAUUAGGAACGCAUUCCAAAUAUUUAGUUCCACCCACUUUUGCCCUCAGAGCAGACUCAAUUUGUCGGGUCAUGGACUCUAUAAGGUGUCGAAAGUGUUCCUUCCACAGGGAUGCUGGCCCAUGUUGACUCCAAUGCUUCCCACAGUUGUGUCAAGUUGGCUGGUGGUGGAUCUCUACUCUGAAUUGCUCGUUCCAUCUCAUCCCACAGAUGCUCAUUUUAUUGAGAUCUGGUGACUGGGCAGGCCACUGCGGUAAGCUGAAUUCAAUGUCAUGUUCGUGGAACUAUUCCUGGACAAUCCUAGCCUUGUGGCAUGGGGCAUUAUACUGAUGAAAAAAUCAAUUUGCAGAUAGAUACACUUCUGCCAUGAAGGGAUGCACCUGAUUGGCAAUUUAAACGUUGCUCCACUUUUAUCAAGGGGACCAAUGUGUGCUAUGAAAAACACACCCCACACCAUCACACCACCAACGUUGACACACAGCUUUUUGGAUGCAUGUACUCAUGUGGUUUUCUCCAUACCCUAGUCCUCCCAUCAGCGUGAAACAGCAGGAACAGGGAUUCAUUAGAUCAAGCAAUAUUUUUCCAAUUCUCCAGUGUCCAGUAUUUCCAUUCCAUAGCCCACUGCAAACUCAGUUUCUUGUUUUUUGCUGAAAGAAGUGUAACUUUGUAAGGAUGUCGGCUGCCAUACCCCAUUCGUGUCAAGGUACGAUGAGUUGUGCAUUCUUUUAUGGGUCUUUGGUCACAAAUGUUGUACUAGUCUGUCAGUUGACUAACUGUAGCCCGUCUGUUGCUCUGCACAAUUCAUGUCAGCCUCCUUUGUCCUCUUUCAUCAAUACCCGUUUUCGACCACUGGCCUGCCGUUGGCUGAAUGUCCUUUGGGUGGUGGACCAUUCUUGAUACACAUGGGAAACUGUUGACUGUGAAAAACCCAGCAGCGUUGCAGUUCUUGACACACAAACCGGUGCGCCUGGCACCUACUACCAUACCCCGUUAAAAGGCACUUCAAUAUUUUGUUUUGCCCAUUCACUCUCUGAAUGGCACACAUACACAAUCCAUGUCUUAAUUGUCUCAAGGCUUAAAAAUCAUUCUAUAACCUGUCUCCUCCCCUUCAUCUACACUGAUUGAAGUGGAUUUAUCAAGUGACAUCAAUAAGCGAUCACAGCUUUCACCUGGAUUCACCUGUCAGUCUGUCAUGGAAUGUUCCUAAUGUUUUUGUGCACUCAGUGUAUAUCAUCCAUUGUGUGACUGUUUUCAUUUUGAGGGUGUUGUCGGUCAAAUAAUAGAGGGAACCUAUGAUACUCUAGACUGUAGUCCUCAACACCAACACUGGUCUAGUCCUCAACACUAUCACUGUCUAGUCCUCAACAACUAUCACUGUUCUAGUCCCUAACACUAUCACUGGUCUAGUCCUGAACACUAUCACUGGUCUAGUCCUGAACACUAUCACUGUUCUAGUCCCUAACACUAUCACUGGUCUACUCCUGAACACUAUCACUGUUCUUGUCCUGAACACUAUCACUGUUCUAGUCCUUAACACUAUCACUGGUCUAGUCCUGAACACUAUCACUGGUCUAGUUCCGAACAACUACAUGUUCUAGUCCUGAACACUAUCACUGGUCUCGUCCUCAACGAACACUAUCACUGGUCUAGUCCUCAACACUAUCACUGGUCUAGUCCUCAGUACUAUCACUGAUCUAGUCCUCAACACUAUCACUGGUCUAGUCCCUAACACUAUCACUGGUCUAGUCCUCAGUACUAUCACUGGUCUAGUCCUCAGUACUAUCACUGAUCUAGUCCUCAGUACUAUCACUGGUCUAGUCCUCAACACUAUCACUGGUCUAGUCCUCAACCACUAUCACUGGUCUAGUCCUCAAACACUAUCACUGGUCUAGUCCUGAACACUAUCACUGGUCUAGUCCUCAGUACUAUCACUGGUCUAGUCCUCAACACUAUCACUGGUCUAGUCCCUAACACUAUCGCUGGUCUACUCCUCAACACUAUCACUGGUCUAGUCCUGAACACUAUCACUGGUCUAGUCCCUAACACUAUCACUUGUCUAGUCCUGAACACUAUCACUGUACUAGUCCCUAACACUAUCACUGGUCUACUCCUGAACACUAUCACUGUUCUAGUCCUGAACACUAUCCUGGUCUAGUUCCCAACACAUCACUGUUUAUUUCCCGAACAUAUCAUGGGGCUGUCCUAACCUUUAUGGUUUGCCUCACCACACUGGUCAUCCUCAGUACUAUCACUGGUCUAGUCCUGAACAUCACGGGUCUAGUCAUCAACACUAUCACUGGUCAGUCCUCAGUACUAUCACUGGUCAGUCCUCAGUACUAUCACUGGUCUAGUCCUCAACACUAUCACCGGUCUAGUCCUCCCCCUCAGCACCUGCAUCUAAGACUGUCUGAGAGUGGUCUGAGUGGGGAGGGGAAAACGAAAAACUAGCUGUUAUUGGCAGAGAGAUUUGGAACUCUCUUUGUUAUUGGUCUAUUAACUAAUUUCUAUUAACAUUUUAAUGUCACCAUGGAAAGCCGAUCCUCCCUCAAAUGCAAACCUGCUAAUUAGAAGGUCCUAUGUGCAGUACAUCAUAUUUUCAACUAGGAACAAUCAUGAAAUAACACUGAUGUCAUAGUUGAGUGUAGAAGUGGUGUGGAAUCAAGCGCAGGACACACAGAGGCUUGGUACUGACGUCUUUAGUGAAGACAAAAAAAGAACAAGCCAAACACGGCUACAUUCAACCUGGCAGGCAAGCGAACUUUACGCACACCGGUAAAGUACAUACAAAGGCACAAAAGUGCAGAGCUCUCUACUAAACCGAACAGAGAGAAAAAAACGAACUAGCAUCCCACAGUGACAACGAACAAUUACACACAACACAUGACAAAACUCAGGAGAACUUAUAGGACGCAUAAUUAACACUAACAAGGAACAGGUGUAACAAAACAGACAAAACCAAUCAAACAUCGAAACAUAGAACGGUGGCAGCUAGUACUCCGGAGACGACGACCGCCGAAGCCUGCCCGAACAAGGAGAAGGAGCAGCCUCGGCCGAAACCGUGACAGUACCCCCCCCUUGACGCGCGGCUCCAGCCGUGCGCCGACCCCAGCCUCGAGGAAGACCAGAAAGACGCGGAGCAGGGCGCGUGGGAUGACCACGAUGGAAAUCGGUCAGAAGAGACGGGUCUAGGAUGUCCCUCCUCAGCACCCAGCACCGCUCCUCCGGGCCGUACCCCUCCCACUCCACGAGAUAUUGGAGACCCCCCAUCCGGCGUCUCGAAUCUAGGAUGGACCGAACAGUGUACGCUGGAGCCCCCUCGAUGUCCAGCGGGGGCGGAGGAGUCUCUUCUAUCUCAUAGUCCUGGAGUGGACCAGCUACCACCGGCCUGAGGAGAGACACAUGGAACGAGGGGUUAAUAUUCUUGUAAUCAAUUGGCAGUUGUAACCUGUAACACACCUCGUUCAAUCUCCUCAGGACUUUAAAAGGCCCCACAAACCGCCAACCCAGCUUCCGGCAGGGCAGGCGGAGGGGCAGGUUUCUGGUCGAGAGCCAGACUCGAUCUCCAGGUGCGUACACUGGCCCCUCACUGCGGUGGAGAUCGGCGCUCGUCUUAUGUCGACGGAUGGCUCGCUGCAGAUGGAUAUGUGCAGUGUUCCACGUCUCCUCCGAGCGCCGCACCCACUCAUCCACCGCAGGGGCCUCGAUCUGGCGCUGAUGCCAAGGUGCCAGAGCCGGCUGGUACCCUAACACACACUGGAAAGGAGUUAGUUUAGUGGAGGAGUGGCGGAGAGAGUUCUGUGCCAUCUCGGCCCAGGGAACAUACCUCGCCCACUCCUCCGGCCGGCCCUGGCAAUACGACCUCAGAAACCUACCCACAUCCUGGUUGACACGUUCGACCUGCCCAUUACUCUCCGGGUGGUAACCUGAGGUAAGGCUCGCCGAAACCCCCAAACGCUCCAUAAACACUCUCCAGACUCUGGAGGUAAACUGGGGGCCUCGAUCAGACACUAUAUCCUCGGGUACCCCGUAAUGCCGGAAGACGUGGGUGAAUAGAGCCUCAGCGGUCUGUAGGGCAGUAGGAAGACCCGGCAUGGGAAGGAGACGACAGGCCUUCGAGAACCGAUUCACAACGACCAGGAUGGUGGUAUUCCCCUGUGAGGGGGGAAGGUCUGUAACAAAAUCCACCGAGAGGUGAGACCAGGGUCGUUGUGGAACGGACAGGGGUUGUAACUUACCCCUGGGCAAGUGUCUGGGCGCCUUACACUGGGCACACACCGAGCAGGAGGAGACAUAAAUCCUCACAUCCCUGGCUAACGUUGGCCACCAGUACUUUGUGCUAAGGCAGUGCACUGUCCGGCCAAUACCUGGAUGUCCAGAGGAGGGUGACGUGUGAGCCCAAUAAAUGAGUCGAUCCCGGACCUCGAACGGGACGUACGUCCGACCCACCGGACACUGUGGAGGGCUAGGGUCAGUGCGUAACGCCCGCUCGAUCUCCGUAUCGACCUCCCACCGAGGUCGCCCCUACGGAAGCACCCAGACAUAGCCCCACACACUGGGCAGACCACCCCUUAAGAGCCUUCUCUCGCCACGAAAUGGUAGGAUCGUGAGUAAUCAACCAGGGAAGCCCCAGCACCACCGAAUACGCAGGAGAUUCAAUCAGGAAUAGCUGGAUCGUCUACUCAUGAACCCCCUGCGUCUCCAUCCUAAGUGGCACUGUGACCUCCCUGAUCAACCCGGAUCCUAACGGACGGCUAUCUAGGGCAUGUACAGGGAAGGGAUUAUUAACCGGUAGGAGAGGGAUCCCUAACUCUAUACAAAAUGUACGAUCUACAAAAUUCCCAGCUGCGCCUGAAUCUACUAGCGCCUUAUGCUGGGAACGAGGUGCAACCUGUGGAAAACAAACAGGUAUGGUUAUGUGCACGACAGAAAGCUCUGGGUAAGUGGGGCGCCUACUCACCUGGGAGGACUCCCCAAUGUGUGGCCUGCUGUCUCGUCCUCCAGGAGACCCUCCCCAGCACCUAGCCGCGGUGUGCCCUCCACGGCCACAGUUGGUGCAGGGGAGGGCCCCCCUCGGGCUCCUUCUCCUCCGUUCUCUAGCGCCAGCACCCUCGAGCUCCAUAGGACUCGGCUCGGAGGUGCUGGAGGGUGGAAUGGGCGACCCCCACCCAGGACGUCCGCGGGUGGUGAGCAGGGUGUCUAGCCGAAUGGCCAUGUCAACCAAUUGGUCAAACGAAAGAGUGGUGUCCCUGCACGCCAACUCUCUACGGACGUCCUCCCUGAGGCUGCAGCGGAAGUGAUCUAUGAGGGCCCGCUCAUUCCACCCUGCAUCUGCCGCUAGCGUCCGGAACUCCAGUGCAAACUCUUGAGCGCUCCUCAUCCCCUGCCGGAGGUAGAAUAGACGCUCCCCCGCCGCCUUCCCCUCAGGUGGAUGGUCGAACACUGCCCGGAAGCGGCGGGAGAACUCCGCAUAGGUGAUCGUUGCGGCGUCUAUCCUCCUCCAUUCGGCAUUGGCCCACUCCAACGCCUUGCCGGUGAGACAGGAGAUGAGGGCGGAAACGCUCUCGUGUCCUGAGGGCACCGGGUGUACGGUGGCGAGGUAGAGUUCGAUUUGCAACAGGAAACCCUGACACCCGGCCGCGGUGCCGUCGUACGCCCUCGGGAGCGAGAGCCGAAUCCCACUGGGUUCCGGAAGUUGGACAGGUGGACUGACCGAUGGUGAUGGUGUGGUAGGUGGGGGCGUGGGUACCCCGCUGGCCUCCCAUCGAUGAUGGAGGGUGUUCAUCACCCUAUCCAGAGCGUGCCCGAUCUGGUUGAUCCUGUCCUCCUGUCCACGAAGGCGCUCCUCAAUAAUCUCGGUAGGUGCGGCUGCUCCUGCUGAUUCCAUCAUAUUGGUGUGUAAUUCUGUCACAGUUGAGUGUAGAAGUGGUGUGGAAUCAAGCGCAGGACACACAGAGGCUUGGUACUGACGUCUUUAGUGAAGACAAAAAAGAACAAGCAAAACACGGCUAGAUACAACCUGGCAGGCAAGCAAACUUUACGCACACCGGUAAAGUACAUACAAAGGCACAAAAGUGCAGAGCUCUCUACUAAACCAAACAGAGAGAAGAAAACGAACUAGCAUCCCACAGUGACAACGAACAAUUACACACAACACAUGACAAAACUCAGGAGAACUUAUAGGACGCAUAAUAAACACUAACAAGGAACAGGUGUAACAAAACAGACAAAACCAAUCAAACAUCGAAACAUAGAACGGUGGCAGCUAGUACUCCGGAGACGACGACCGCCGAAGCCUUCCCGAACAAGGAGAAGGAGCAGCCUCGGCCGAAACCGUGACAACUGAUCCAUUUUUUUCACACUUUUACAGUGUUAGUUUCAUCAGCUGUUGUACAAUAUUAUAUAAAACACAAGAAAUACUGAAUUUUGACUGCACAGAGCCUUUAAUGGAUCACUGCUGGUUUUACAGCAGUGGAGAGUAACUGCAGUAUGUGACCUGAAAGGACAGCUUUCACUGCAGGAUCUGAGUCACAGUGAUCUGCCCUCGGGAUACUGAGAAAUGAAUAACACAUUGUCAAGAUCAGAUUCCAUUUAAGAUCAGUUUUCUAGAACAUAAUAUGCUUUAGAAUUCAACAGCAACUUUAACUUGAAAGCAAAUGACAAGCAUCAAGAUGAAGGGGUCUAUUCAAUCCGUAUUGCUGAAGUUCAGCGUUACAGCGUGAUUGGAAUUUAAAGGCAAUGUUCCUGUGUUAGCGGAGACUGCAUUCACAGUAAACGAUGCAUAUGGGGUGGCAGGUAGCCUAGCGGUUAAGAGGUCGCUAGUUCGAAUCCCUGAGCCGACUAGGUCAAAAAUCUGUCGAUGUGCCCUUUAGUAAGGCCCUUAUUGCUCCUGUAAGUCCCUCUGGAUAAGAGCAUCUGCUAAGUGAAGUAAAUGUAAUAUGUCAGCUCAAUCAAAAAUUAUCUUGACAUUUCUAUCCGGCAAUCUGUAACACUUCAACGAUACACCUUUUAUUUCAGAUGAAGGGCUCUAUUCAAUCCGUAUUGCUGAAGUUCAGCGCUAAAGCCCAAUUGAAAUUUAAAGGCUUCAGCGAUACAGAUUGAAUACAGCCCUAACUGUCACUUCACUCAUGCUUGGACUCUUAUGAAAGCUUCUCAAAUCAGUUACUGAACAUUUCUCUAAAAUGUUUGGGUUUGUUUUUUACCUUUCUAUUUUAUAAUAAAACUAUAAUGUUUUUCAUUUAAUCAAAAAACUAUUUCAAAUGAAGAAUAUAACAUUAUAUUUGGCCAGUAUUCAUAUGUGCUCAUGGUUUAUACCACAGUCUAAAACAUUUUAUUAUUCAGCUUGCCCAAUGGUCAGGAGGUUUUUGUACCAGCAGUUAUAGGGGUUGUAUCACUGUGGUACACUUUUGGUAGCGGCACCAGACUAGAUGUUGGAAGUAAGUUUCUUGAUGUUUGUCUGAUUCCAUUUUAUUCUUAAACUCUUUAAUAUCUAUUAAAACAUUUAGAUUUGAGAUACUUUACUUUCCAAAAAUAUUGUUAUAUAUUGAUUUUGAAAGAGCCUUCUUUAACAGUUUAUUUAAUCAAAAUGUUAAAUUGCGGGCAUUUUUUUGUACGUUUUAUUUGUGUGAUUGCAGACUAUAUAACUCUUAUUCUGGUAUGAUAACUAUAAUAUUUGUUAUUGUAGUCAUCAGUGCAUUGUGUUCAUGAUAGCCAGAAAGGGUCUCUGUUAUUUGUAUCCAACCUCUUGGAUUCUGCAAAAUACUACAAAUAUGAGUAUUCUGAUGAGAAACUAUCCUAAUUUUUUUUUAAGUAUGACAAAGUAAUGCUAAAGUUACACACGUCAUACUUGUAUGCUUUCUGCUUGUAUACUUUAUACUUGUAAUCUGCUUUCCUAUCAUACUAAUGUUUGUGUUUUCUUCACGUCUUUUAGCAAUCUAAUCUAAGUUUUAGAAGUCAUUUCCAAAGUACUUUGUUUUGAUGUAGUUGAUGUGUUGUGUUUCUUCAAGGUAACAGUUCCCAAACCCGUCCAGCCAGCCUCUAGUGAGGAGCUGUCCAGUAAGUCAAUAGCCACGCUGAUGUGUCUAGCCAACAAGGGCUUCCCCUCAGACUGGACCAUGAGCUGGAAAGUGGACGGGACCAGCAAGAAGCAGGAGGCCAGUCCCGGGUUCCUGGAGAAGGACGGCCUGUACAGCUGGAGCAGCACCCUGACUCUCACUGCCCAGGAGUGGACGAAGGCAGGAGAGGUGACCUGUGAAUUCCAGCAGAAAUCCCAGACUCCAGUCACAAAGACCCUGAGGAGGGCUGACUGUUCUGGG
Molecule: messenger RNA, 20807 nt
Organism: Coregonus sp. 'balchen'
Lineage: Eukaryota; Metazoa; Chordata; Actinopteri; Salmoniformes; Salmonidae
Source: the annotation of a GenBank genome assembly